This is a messenger RNA of Macrobrachium nipponense, 5124 nucleotides long. Its product is annotated as mucin-2-like. Gene Ontology annotation, molecular function: nucleic acid binding; zinc ion binding. The record is from RefSeq and is a predicted model, not a curated record. The transcript is spliced from 8 exons. The coding region runs from base 155 to 4939 and encodes 1594 amino acids. Lineage: Eukaryota; Metazoa; Arthropoda; Malacostraca; Decapoda; Palaemonidae.
AACAUUAUUGGAACGUCAUUUUCAUUUGGGUGCAAAUGGCGACUUCACAUAUAUUAAGAUGAGGUUUUCGAGAAAGGAAAUUUCCAGCUUAUUGCCGUUGCGUGGUGUGUCUGGGGCAGCUAAGUGAUAGGAGGUUGAGUGGCGGCUUGUCAUAAUGGUGUGUAAAGAUGAGGUGUGCCAGUGGUUCAAGAACAAUGAGCCACAUCACCGCCUCGAGUUGCUCUGUGGCCUACUAAACAUGUGUUUACCACUUGAGCUCAAGUUUAUCAGUACAUGUGUGGAAGACCUCGGUAAGAGGGACUUCCAUGAUCUCAGGGAAACGGAAAGCAAAGCCAACAACUCUGAUGAAAUAGCCCAAUUGUCUACUGUGCUCGAUGAUAGGACGCGUAGCAAGUUGAUAGUGUGGGUUGCUCUGCUCAGCCCAAUGAAUCAUACGUGUUCGAGUCUCUUGUACCAAAUUCUCGUGGAAGCCCACCAGAGCCCCGCCGGUGCAACCGAGACCGUCAACCAUGUCAAGGAGAUGCUCCUCAUUUACACUAUGGUGUUACACCACCCUGCCUUCACGUUCGAACAGAAGCGGUGCAUCGCAGAACUGCACGGAGCCACGAAGGCUCUGGAGAGGCAGCUCGAGGCUCCCCUCAAGGAAAACGAGGCUCGUCUGGCCCAGGUCCUGUCGCCCAGUUACUCCUCUGUCACCGAUCAGGAGGCUUGUGAUAGCGGCCUGAGUGUGGGAACCGAGACAGAAGGAGACACAACAACAGAAAGCUCUGGACUGCUACCUACUCCAGUGCAGCUACAUCGCCAUUUCCAUGAACCUCACAAGCAUGAUUUAGUAGCAGGUGUUGGAGGUCAUAUAACUUCACCAUUGGUUGGAGAAAAUGGGGGAAGUCAGGAUGCCUGUAGUAGUGGUAGUGGAGAAUCAGGAGAACUGUACAAUGAUGGAGGAGCAGUUCCAACAACAUACAUAUACAAUUCAAGUAUAUUUGACCAGCAAGGCAUGGUUGCACUGAAUGAUGACUUACUGACAGUCGCACCAGGAUACCAGUGUAGCCAUCCAGGCAGCUUUCAUUAUUAUCAGUAUCCUCCAGUAAUAGGAACGCCAUCUGCAACUGUAAGUGGAGGAAGAGGACCCAUCUCUGAAGGGUCAAGUAGUGAGGACAAUGGGGGAGGAGGGGCAUUGCAUAACCGGCCACCAAUCACUACAUCUCCAUUUAGCUCUCCUCAGUCUUCACCAUAUGUGUCACCUCUUCAGUCACUUAGCCCUAGUCGUGCCUCCUCACCUUGGUCUCGCCUUAACACAACUACUACUACUACCACCACCACAACUGCAGCCACUUUACCUCUUGUAACUUCGUCUACGACGUCAUCUGUUAGUUCAUUAUCAUCAACUCCAUCAAGCCCACAGUUAGUCCAUAAAAAUCCUGCUGUUGGAACCCAGUUGAAUGAAAUGAUUCAGUCUAACAGUCCUGUAUUGACUCAGUCAUCAGCUGUCACAAGUCACGGUCAUCGUGGAAAACCCCCAGCAUCUGGCAGUCGAAGUCAGAGACAAGGAGAUCGUUCUGGUUCUCGGACUAGAAUAUCUGGAGCGCAAGUCAUUGAGACAGGAACAAUAUCAGCAAAUCAAAACCAAAAUCUUCAUAGUCCAUCCACAGCUCGUUCAGUUUCGGUUAGUUGUGGGCAUUCAAGGAAUUCUUCCUCACGUUGGCCGUCAAAUUCAUCACCUGUUGCUUUAUCUACCUCCUCCUCAACCAUUUCUAGUUCAAAAAAUAUAACACGGCAAAACAGCCUGAGUCCAUCUUUAAAUUGUGGUAAUAAUAAUACAUGUAGAACCUCAGCUGCCACAACAAGCUCUUCCGGAUGCAAAUCCCACAGUGUCAGUAGUCAUGAAGGCAGUGGGAUUACAUCAACAAUAAGUUCUUCAAGUGCCAUCACAAAUGCAAGAAACACAGUCAGCCAAGGAGGAGGAGGAAGUUUAGACAAGAACGUCCACUCAGUUUCCAACCAGUCAGGUGCUAGGCCAUCAGCUCCCAGUGAAAGCUCAAGUUCAGCCCACAAGUCUGCUGUUGACAACUCUGUUAAUAACAACAUCUUAAAUUUUGAACUACGUAAACCCGAGAAGUUUCCUAAGUGUUUUCGUAUGCUUUCUGGACUCUCCAUUGAAGAACUGAGGCGGGCGAGUGAUCGGGAACUGUUGGACAUGGGUAUGGGAAAGGCAGCUGUGGCUAAACUUCGCAGAUUUUUGCCCAGUUUGGAGACUAAUGCUAACCAUCGCCCAAAUGGAUUUUCCAAUCCACCUCCCAACCCUCUUCCACAAUCUUCUCUGCAUUCUCAUCACAUUCCUUAUUCUUUGAGUUAUGGUAGCUCACCACAAAGUAACACAAAUGUAUCUGUUUGUAACAGUUCUUCAGCAAGCCCACAGACUGCCAUAGAUCAUCCAUCUCCUUCUGGAACACCAAAUCACACAAAGCCCAAAACAUCAUGUGUUGUAGGUGAUAUUCCAAAUUCUUCUGCAGUAUCUCCUAAAAACUCUCAGGUGCCUCCACAAAAUGCUGUUCAGGUUUUUCCAUUGGAUGCAUCUGGAAAUUGUAGUAAAACAUCUGCAUUACAAGUGACGCCUCCACAACAAACUAUAUCCCUUAAUACUGCUUUGCCUUAUUCUCAGUCUUCUAAUGUGAACAAUUCCACACCUGCCUCAAAUAUUUCCACUGCUGUCUCUGAUGGAGUAUCAUCAUCUGCAGUGACUGUCACUUGCAGUAAUCCACCAGCCCCUCCUUCAACUAAUGUUGUAACUAUAACCACCACUACUGUUAGCUUCUCAGCCACCACCACUACCACAGCAAAUAUCACAACAACCACAAAUGUUACUCAGUGCCAUUCUUACACUGUAUCACCUAGUCAGAAAAUUUCUAUGUCAGUAGGGACACCUACACCAAAUACUUCUUCACAUAGUAGUACAUCUGGUAUCAGUAAUCAGGGAUCUCAUGGUAGUAGUAGUAGUAGUAGUACACACACUUCUUUCCCAGCAAGUCAGCCUCCCAGCGCUGUUCCUACAUGUGUUUCACCAUCAAAUUGUGUUCCCCAUUAUAUGAAUACACCGCCGCCUCCAAUUCAUCACAAGACUCCUCCUUUGCCCCCUGGUCAGCACCGAACGCCACCACCUCCAUUAGGUGCACCACCUCGUACCCCUUCGCGAGAACCAUCCACUUCCAGCACAAGCCCUGGUUUCAUACCUUCCAGUGGCACCCAACAUAUGUAUUUCACAAGCAGCAGUGGGUCUAGUUGUAAAGCCAGUUCAUCUAUGAGUAGCAGUAUUUCUGUAACAACACCAACCACUAUACCAAUGAAUGGAACAGGGUAUUGUGGUUCUUCAGGGAAUGUCUUGUCCAUCACAACAAGCAGUGGCUCGCAUUCAUUAGUUAGUAAUGUCAGUUUACCAGUUUACUCAUCAUCUGGAAGCAUCGCUGUUCCUCCACCUAGUAAUGGCGGACUAGUCCCCAUGGUACCCCCAGGAGGCCAGUAUCAUCCACAAACUUACUUUUACCCUUUUGUUGGUGGAGGAGCUGGACCUGGAAGCCAUCCAUACGUUCCUCCAGCCGCGUAUGCUGCUCAGCGACCAUUCUAUCUUCCUGGGUUGAACUCUUUUGCCCAUUUAAAGCCAACUCCUCCACAAUCAGGAGCCCCUAUCAUAUCAGGCAGCAGUAGCAGAGGGGGUAGUAGCAGCAGUAGCAGCAGUUGCAGCAGCUCCAGUAGCAGCUCAAGUAGCAGCAAUCGUGGAUUUAAGAAGGGCAUCCAAAGGAAUGGUCCCACUAAGGUAGCUUCACAUUCUUCAGAUUCAUCACCUUCUUCCUCCCAGUAUUCCUCUCCACCUCAGACUCCCAGUCCUGAUCACACAAGGGAAUCCAAUUUAGAAAAGCGAGGGAAAGGGCAUGGUGAUGUAACAGAAAAUAAUGAAGUAGGAGAUUCCUUGACACACAUGGGGUCAGGUGCUAGUGAAGAUGGCACCCCACCUCCUUUGCAGCCUCAGCCAAUUCACAUUAUGCAAGCUCCUACACCAUUACCAAGACACCGAUACAUGCCUUACCAACACUUAGCUGUUUGGAACCCACAAGCAGGUAUGCCAAGAUAUCCAAGUUUAUCUUUACCUACUCAAGGGCCUGGGGUAGCUCCUAGGAAUCCUGUACCUCUUAAUAGUGACAAAUCUAGCCGUGAAACUACUCCACCAGCCCCAGUAACAUUAUCGAUGGUACAGCAAGAUCCCCAGUGUUGCAUUCGCUCUCCUACAGAUGGUAGUACAGUCCCAACUACUUCCAAUGGAAGUAGUAUUCAUGGCCGCAAUGGUGGAUCACCUCUUACAGCACCUUCCCAUCAUGAAGGUCCCCUUCCUCCUCCAGCUCAUAACCCCGUCCCGAGUGUGGCCUCUGCCCCAGCUGGCCAGAUACCUCCAGGAAAUACCUGUGCUGGGGGCCCACACACCAGUGUACAGUACAAUGCUGCAGGAUAUCCUAUGUUCAUGGGAGCUCAAGUUUUCCAACAUUUUCCUGGUUUUGUUCCGUCUCAUAGUACAGCCCUUUCUAAUGGUUUUGUUCCCCCUUCUAUACCCCCAACUAAUUUUGUUUUUCCAACUGUGGGCAAUGGUAUGAAUGCAGAAUUUAUGUAUGGUCAGUAUCCACUUCUCAGUGGUACAUCUCAAAGUGGCGGAGGACCAGCUCCUGCUUGUGGAACUCCAAAUGCCAUUGGACCAUCAUCUACUCCAGGAUCUGGACUAACAGCAACCUUAACCUAUCCUCAUUUCCCUCCCACUCUGCCCCAUACACAUAAUCCGUCCGCCGGUGCCAAGAAAACUUGCUAUAACUGUGGGAAACCUGGUCACCGCGGUGCUGAGUGCAAGGAGGCAAGUAUAGAGGAAAUGUGUAAACGUACCAAGGACCGGUUGGUCUGAGUACAAAAUAUCUUGGUGCAAUAAAGACAACCAAUCAUUUUGCCAACAUUGUUCAAAGCAGGUAAUUGACUAAUACCAAAAUGGCAAGUUGCAUGCAAGAGCCAAAGAGUUGGAAAUAUGCUCAUCCAUGAUCGAGAUUAUAUAUAUACGUAAUAUGUAUGUGUGUGUGUGUGUAUAUAUAUAUA